AUGGUCUUGGAGUGUCUUGAGCCAAUGAUGGUGUUUCCUACAGACAUGAUUACCAUUCCUGGAACAGGAAGUACAGAACCCUUUGUAGUUAAGGUUACAGGUGGUGUACAGCCCAAACUUCGAAAAACAGCAAUGAAUCUAGUUUAUCCUUACUAUGAGUUGGCUUUCAGGCUUAAGCCUGAGGCAGGCUGGCUCUUCACCAGUAAGGAAAAUGAAGAUAGAACGAGGAAGCAGAGUCUAGAAUCAAUCUGUGGAAAGAUCUUCUACCUUGGUCAUCUCUCUACCUCUCAACCAGAAAAUGGAAGAAAGUCACAUGGUCCUGACAAAGAGUAUGGUGUGCUCAUAUCUCUGUUCAUUUGCAGGAACACGAGUGGAAAAUUCCAAAGCAUUGGUCCAACCACCCCGGCCUGGAGCACUGCCAACACAGUAGUGAAUGGAAGUGACUAUAUGGAAAACUUGUCCUGUGUCACCAUGUUUAAUACGCUGAAUAUUCUUACUGCCAUCAUUUCCCUGGUUGGGCUGGCAGGAAAUGCCAUAGUGCUGUGGCUUCUAGGCUUCUGCAUGCACAGGAAUGCCUUCUCAGUCUAUGUCCUCAACCUGGCUGGCGCUGAUUUCUCCUACCUUUGUUUUCAGACUGUGUAUUCCCUGGAGCGUAUCUAUUCUCACAUCUAUAAAAGCAACUUCUACAUUCCCAUCUUUCUUUUUAACGUAUUAAUCUUUACUUACCUUGCAGAUAUGUGUAUGGUCGUAGUCAUCAGUGCUGAGCGCUGCCUGUCUGUUAUGCAGCCUAUCUGGUAUCGCUGCCAACGACCAAGACACAUAUCAGCUGUCAUGUGCGCCCUAUUCUGGGCUUUCUCUCUACUGUUGAGCCUUCUGUUAGGGGAGGGUUGUGGCUUACUGCUUAGUGAUUUUGAUUAUUCUUUCUGUAGGACUUCUAGUUUGGUCACUGCUGUAUUUGUAAUAGCAUUAUUUGUGGUUCUUUCUGGGUCCAGCCUCGCCUUGUUUGUCAGGAUCUUCUGUGGCUCACAGAGGAUUCCUGUGACCAGGCUCUAUGUGACCAUUACACUCACAGCACUGGUCUUCAUACUUUUUGGUCUGCCCUUUGGUAUUCACUGGUUCCUCUUAGAUUGGAUUGUGGAGUUGCAUGGUAGUUUCGCUUGCAAUACUUACGAAAUGACAACAUUCCUGUCCUGUGUUAAUAGCUGUGCCAACCCCAUCAUUUACUUCCUUGUUGGCUCCAUUAGGCACCGCAGGUUCCAGAGGAGGACUCUCAAACAGCUUCUGCAGAGAGCCAUACAGGACACCCCUGAGGAGGAAGAAGGUGGAGGGAGGAGUUCUUCAGCAAAGUCUGGGGGCCUGGAAACAGUCUGGUGUAGCAGCUCUGACCUCACACCUAUGCAUCCUUUGAGGCUGGCAGCACCCAGGGACCACCAGAGUGCAGCCCCCAUAUUAGGCCAAGUAGGGCAAACAAGUGAGACCUCUUGUGCCAAACCAUUACUUGUACCAGGCCCCAGGGCAAGCACAGCCGUAUCUGUAUCAGAAGCCUGGAGACAUAAGGAACCACCAGGUAAGUCUCACACCUCCAAUCCUCCUAAAACAGUUCCCAAAGAGGUAAACUCCACCUUCUCCCCAACAUGCCAUUUUCUGACUCACAACUCACUCUACCUGAGGCCUGCCACUACCAGAGACAACGAGAUAACUAAAGGCCAGCAUAAAAACACAAAUAACAAGAUCCUUAGUGAUAUGGAAACCUCAGAACACAACUAUUAUACUACAGCAACUACAAGAUAUCUUAACACAGUGAGAAACAAUUAG
This is a messenger RNA of Psammomys obesus (fat sand rat), 1815 nucleotides long. Its product is annotated as mas-related G-protein coupled receptor member B4-like. Gene Ontology annotation, biological process: G protein-coupled receptor signaling pathway. Gene Ontology annotation, cellular component: membrane. Gene Ontology annotation, molecular function: G protein-coupled receptor activity. The record is from RefSeq and is a predicted model, not a curated record. Lineage: Eukaryota; Metazoa; Chordata; Mammalia; Rodentia; Muridae.